Messenger RNA from Cucurbita pepo subsp. pepo (vegetable marrow), 1570 nucleotides. Lineage: Eukaryota; Viridiplantae; Streptophyta; Magnoliopsida; Cucurbitales; Cucurbitaceae. The record is from RefSeq and is a predicted model, not a curated record.
AUGAAUAAAGAUUACACUCUAAGACCCGUUUUUCACAUGAUUGAGUUUCAUUACAUUAAUGAACUCAGCCGAAAAUACUUACACCCCUUUAUCAAACCUUCCCUUUUGAAUUAUAAUAAGGUCGUAAUAGGAUUCCGAACCUUUUUAUACACGGUCUCGUGGGAUUACUCUAAUCUCUAUUAAAAGCUUAUAAUCUAACUUAAACAUCAAAGUCCACACGACAAACAUCACAUCACUAUGUUUUACAAGUCACUUUUUUCCUCAAAAUUACAAAAUUACUAUGUGGUUUAGCGUUGACCCGAUUACAAUAUCAACAACUAAGCUCGAUCUUGAUUCGAUAUUCAUACCUUCUUCAUUUCCUAUAAUAUAUUUUGUUGGGACAACUUCCUUGAUCCCACGAAACCCCAUUUUAUUUCCUACAAAAUCCUUUCAAAUCGAAAACAAACAAGAACAAGAACAAGAACACACCUCCAUUCUUGAGCUCUGUUCCGCCAUUAAUGGCUGCCGAGAUUCAUGCAUUCAUUCAAACUCUGUUCCUGAUUUCCACUUCUCUCUGCCUCUGUUUCUCCAUCAGAAACUCAAUCCCAAAUGGGUUCCUCAAAUUCCUCUUCGUUCUUCCCUUCUUCUUCCUCUUCCUCUACAUUCCUCUCCAAUUCCAAACCAUCCAUCUCCGCGGCACCCUCGGCUUCUUCAUCGGCUGGCUCGGCAGCUUCAAGCUCCUCCUCUUUGCCUUCGGCAAAGGCCCUCUCUGUUCCGCCGCCACCUCCUCCUCCCUCCGCCGCUUCCUCGCCGUUGCCUCCCUCCCAAUCGACAUCCCCGAACACAAACCUCCACCCGACCGCUCCGAUCCCGAUCCGCUUCUCCCUCUGAGCUUCGCCGCAAAAUUAGGGUUCCUAAUCCUCACAUUCGCCGCGAUCUAUUUCAAAAAUCGAUUCUACCCAAAUGUGGUUCUAAUUCUCUUCUGCCUCCUAAUUUACCUCCUCCUCGAAAUUCUCAUCGGCGGAGCCACCGCCCUGGCGGAGGCGGUGCUCGGAGUCGAGUUCUUGCCCUUUUUCGAUGAGCCCUAUCUCUCUGAUUCGUUACAGGACUUUUGGGGGCGACGAUGGAAUCUAGUUUCCUCCAGAAUCCUCCGCUCCGCGGUUUUCGAUCCGUGCCGGAAACUCGCCGGCACUUUCGUCGGGAAGAAACCGGCGGCGAUUAUAGCGGUGAUGGCGACAUUUGCUGUCUCCGGUGUUAUGCACGAACUGAUCUACUUCUACAUGGGAAGACUGACGCCGACUUGGGAGGUGAGUUGGUUCUUUCUGAUACAUGGAGUUUGUCUGGCGGCGGAGAUGGCGGUGAAGUCAGCGGUGGGAGGGAGGUUCCGGCCGCCGCGGGUUGUAUCUGGGCUGCUAACGAUCGGGUUCGUGAUGGCGACGAGUUUUUGGCUUUUUUUUCCGCAGCUUUUGAGGUUUAAAGCGGAUGUCCGAAUGCUUGAAGAGUACGCGUCUUUGGGCGCGUUUGUGAAGAGUGUGACGGCCGAGAUGAUCGCACCGUUGUUCAUUUCAUUUCAAGUCAAAUAAAUCUUUCA